AUGCAAAUUAAUUUGAAUUUAUUUUUCUUACUGCUUUGCUCAAUUAGCUGUGUUUACGCUCUUAGUAAAUGCUAAUGUACUAUAGAUUCGUCUCCUAUUCCAGGUUCUAGUAGUAAUCCUCCUACAACUCUUUCUCUUUCUACUGAUGAUGAAGUUAUUAACAAUUCAGAUUAAGGAAAGCUAAUUGCUGUUGGAUCUAUUUAAGUUCUUCAAAAACUUUUCUCAGUUUAACAACAAUCAAGUGGAGGUCUCAACUAAAAUUGCCCCUCUGGAUACAUUCCUCUCACUUAAGAUGACUUAACCUCUAUCAUCGCAAGGUCAGAUUUUUAGUCUUUAGUUGGCUCUACAUAUUUGAACCUUGACUUCUCUCAAAAUACCUAUUAUUCUUCUACUAAGGUCAACCCUACAGUUACUAGUGGUAGUGACGCUAAUGCUUAUGUCUACUAUACUUUAUCUCUAGAUAAGAAUAAUAAACCUGUUAUUGGAUAGGAAAAUACAUAUUUUGAUAAGAAAACAAAAUCUACAAUCUGCAAAAGAAAUUUGUAGCAAUUCUCAAUUUCUUUAGCAGGAUAUGAAGGAUUUGAUUUAGAAAAAGGAAAGUCCUACUAAAUGUAAAUCACUAACAAAAAUGUUUUGUAAUAUUACAUUUAUGAUAACAAUGGAAAUAAAUUUACAACUUAAACCUUCACUUAUACUCAUAAUGGAGACUCUUAAUGGGGAUGCGCUACACUCAACUUCAAGCUCUAGCUCUUUGGAGGAGUCUCAGUUGGUGAUUGUCUUUCUAUUUGGACUUAAAAUUAGAUUGCCUUUAAUGCUGAUUCUAGCAGUUUUAAUAUGAAUUCAAUAUAAACCAGUGUCUUAUCAGGAGUGAAAGCUAAUGUGAAUACUGGCUUCUUUUUCAGUCCUGGUUCUGCUCCUAUAGCUCCUAUUAUUGGAGAUUCAAGUUCCUUUUAUGUCUAUUACUCAGUUCAAACGACAAACCAACUGAUGGUUUAGAAGGUUUCAAGCACAGGAACACCGAUUGGAUCUGCAAUAGAUACUAAAUAGGUAGGUAAUCCUUUUGAUAUUGUUUCAACAGGUUUUGGUUUUGUAGUGAUGGCAGCUGAUUCUACUUAGAGAGCUUUUAUCUAAGCAAUUAACAAAGAUGGAUCAUAGAGGUGGUUUAGAAUACUAGUUAACAAUGGCGAUUCACCUAAUAGUCCUAAAGAUUAAAUAGAAUUCUUUUCAGAUGAUAAGUGUAGCUUACCUUUUGGAAUGGCUUGUAUGUAUAAACCUCAUAAUGGUAGACUUAACUAUGCAAGAGGAAAAAUAUAAGCUAUAUGGGCUCAUUAUAACCAUUUUGGAUUUAAUAGUGAUGGUACUAAAAAUGAUCACACUGGAGAUACUUUGAUCAGUUUGGAUGCAGAUACAGGAUAUAAUUAGAAUGUAUUUUGGGCUUGGGGUGCUUCUCAUUCUUUGUAUUAAAACAUGCACUAUGAUGGAAAAAAUCUGUAUGUAGCUUCACUUGGAGAUGCAUACCCAAUGAAUAUUAAAUUUUAGGUUUGCAAUAUUGAUACGUUUUAAUGUAAUACUAGUAGUACUGUUGUUUAAGGAGAUAUUCCUGGAAAUGGUAGCGGGUAAGCAGCAGGUAGAAUUGGUGGUUUUUUUAGCAUUUAUGGAAACAGAAAUCAAAAACUAUUUGUCUAUUAGAGAAAGGCAAGUACAGGAGGACAUGCGGGUACCACUUCAACUAACUCAAUCAAUGAGCUAGCUGUUAUUAAGUUUGAUUCUUAGUUAAAUUACAUUUCCUCUACAACUCUUUUAAGUGGUGAUAUAGCUUCUAGAGUGAAUAGCAUAAAAUCAUUAGCUUAUGGAAAAAAUAUACUGCUUGCUUACACUGUAAUUCCUUCUUCUGAAUUGUAAAAUUUCAAUCGUUAGAAUAGCAAUGCUAAAGUAGAUUAGGCUUUUAUUGCUUUACUUAGCGGGGUAGAUGGAUCAUUCUUAAUAUAGCCAACCUAGUUAUCAAAUUUCUAAAUAAAUUCAUCAGAUGAUUGGAGAAUACUGGAGAACGGAAGUAUUGCUUAUACAUAUAUUGACAGCAGUAAUAACUUAAAUAUCUACUAUACUCCUUCUUUAACAAUACCUAGUUAUCCAAAUCCUAUAUUGACAUCAGAUACUACAUAUGGGUUUGGUAGUUUUACUAAUACUUUGGUUAAUAAUCCUAUAAAUAACUACAAUAAUGUUUGUGUUAAAUAAGGUGAUUCUAAUUGGAGUACUGUAGACUUUGGAGGAAAUUCAUCUAAUAAUGGAAAUAAUAAUAACAAUAACAACAAUAAUAACAAUAGCAGUAAUAAUAACAACAAUAACAGUAAUAAUAAUAACAGUAAUUAAAAUAACCCAAAUAACUAAAAUAAAGAUAAGUUUGAUGAUUAAAUUUCUUUUGACAGCAUAUUAAAAAGUUUUUAAAUAAUUUUAAUUAUAUUAGCCUUAAACAUAUGA
This is a messenger RNA of Tetrahymena thermophila SB210, 2478 nucleotides long. RefSeq lists its product as hypothetical. NCBI's taxonomy places the organism in Eukaryota, Ciliophora, Oligohymenophorea, Hymenostomatida, Tetrahymenidae. The record is from RefSeq and is a predicted model, not a curated record. The transcript has a single exon.